This is a messenger RNA of Camelina sativa (false flax), 2315 nucleotides long. RefSeq names its product PHD finger-containing protein 1. Lineage: Eukaryota; Viridiplantae; Streptophyta; Magnoliopsida; Brassicales; Brassicaceae. The record is from RefSeq and is a predicted model, not a curated record. Gene Ontology annotation, molecular function: histone reader activity. Gene Ontology annotation, biological process: negative regulation of transcription elongation by RNA polymerase II.
AGUGUAUUAAAAAAAAAAAAAAGAUGGAUAGAGAGACAUACUAUUUCACGAUCUGCCGAAUUCAUUAGAUUACAUCCCGAGGGAGUGUGUGUAUGCGUGAAUCGGAGAAUAGAGAGAUAAAGAGAGAGAGGGAAUGAACGGUGGUGAUGAGGCCGUCGCAGCUUCGGCAGACCCAUCUCUGCCUUUGGAAUUGAGAUUCUCUCAGGUCUUCGGUGAACGAGGCGCUGGUGAAGAAGUUCAAGAAGUUGAAAUAAUCUCAGCGAUUGAAUUUGAUAAUUCUGGUGACCGUGGAGGACGUGUUGUUCUUUUCGAGAGAACCGAUGCCAAUAUUGCUCCUGUUUGUCAAACUUGUGGCGACAUUGGUUUUGAAGAAGCACUAGUUUUUUGUGACUCUUGUAAGAUUGAGGCUAUACACCGUUACUGCGUGGGCAUAACGCCGACUCCUUUUACGGAAUACAUAACUUGGAUAUGUGAGGACUGUGAUGGGAGUGAAAGUGAAUCUGAUAGCAUAGAAGUUGACCAUACUGCUAAGCUUACACAUAUAUUGAAGAAGAGUGACAGAAAAAAGAAGAAGAAGAAGAAGAAGAGAAAAAGGAGCAGCAAUCACACCUGGCCGGUUUUAGCUGAGGACCAUGGGCUCCAGGAUGCUACCAAUGUUGAACCUAUGGAGGUGUCUUCUUCACCAAUUAAAGAGACAGUUGAGUCUAACUCUGGUACAGACCAUAACGCUGGUACUAGCAAAAGGAGUGACAGUAGCUCUUAUCGGAAAGAAGUUGAUCAGGCUGAUAAGCUUCUAAAUAUAUCCAAGGAGAAUGAGAAAGAGAAGAAGAAGAAAAAGAAGAAGAAGAAGAAUAAGGAGGAUAAGACGAACAAGGAGAAGAAGACCAACACAAUGAGCAGCAAUCCCAGCCCGCUGGUUUUAGCUUUUGAGGACCAUGGUGUCCAGGAUGCCACCAAUAUUGAACCUGUGAAGGUGUUUUCUUCACCAAUUAAAGGGACAACGAAGGAGUCUAGGAAACGAAAAAGCUCAGAUAGUGGAAACCCUCAUGAAUUGACUGGUUUAGUAAGAAAUGGAGCAUCUGCCUCGGAGGCUGAAAGGUCAUCUAGUGUUCCAGAUCAUAGCUCUUGUACCAGCAAAAGGAAUGACUGUGGCUCUGGUCGCAAAGAAGUUGAUCAGACUGCAAAUCUUGGACCUAUAUUGGAGAAGAGUGAGAAAAAGAAGAAGAAGAAGAAAAAGAAGAAGAAAAGGAGCAGCAGUCAUUCCCCUCCAGUUUUAGCUGUGGAGAACAAUGAGCUCCAUGAUGCUACCAAUGUUGAACCUGUGGAGGUGUCUUCUUCACCACAAAUUAAAGAAACAAUGGAGGCUAAGAGACAAGAAAGCUCAGGUAGCAGAAAACCUCAUGAACUGACUGGGUUAGAUGGAAAUGGAGCAUCUGUCUCGGAGGCUGAAAAUUCAUCUAGUGUGCGAGAUCAUAAUUCUUAUACGACCAAGAAAAGAAAAUUAAGUUCUGGAAACAUACAGCUUAGUGAAAAUAGACAGUUAGCUGAUGGGAAUAGUUCUUGCAAAGAAGCUGAAUUAAAUAUGCCUCAAACUUCUGAGAGGUUACCAUCUAUGCAUUGUAGAGCACAACCAAUCAAAAUACCGAUAUGGAGGGGGUUGAUGUCUGUAAAAGGAGGAAACAGCUAUAGCUUUGAUGGGAUUACUGCUCAUGUAUCAAGCUUAGCCUGCCCUAAAGUCCAUGAAGUGGCAAGCUCAUUACGGGGCUGCCUCUCUGCUGAAAUGUUUCCCAGGAUGGAAAUAUGGCCACAAACGUUUGUGAAGAAUGGAGGACCUAAGGACGACAGUGUUGCUCUUUUUUUCUUCCCUUCCAGUGAAAGUAAUGAUGAAAAGACUUUCUAUUCCCUUGUUGGUGAAAUGGAGAAGAAUGAUUUGGCGAUGAGAUGCUUGCUUGAUGAUGCAGAACUGCUACUUUUCACCUCUUUUUUAUUACCAGUGUAUUCUUGGUCUUUUUACUCAAAGGACUACCUGUGGGGUGUCUUCAAGACCAGACGAACAUCUCAACAUUAGUCACUAGGCUCGCUACCUUUAACAGUCUCUGAACUUGAACAAGGUUAACAAACAGAUGGAAAGCUUAAGUAGAACUUGCAGGAUUCUCGUACAACUUUUCUGAGAGCAGAUGUUAGUAGUGUAACUUGUGUUUCUUGUUUAACAUAUGGCUGGUUUUUGGUGGUGUAAUUGAUAGUUAGUCAGACUCUGUACAGAAUCUACCUGAGUUGGCAUCCUUGAUAGCAUAUCUUUGUCUCUUUUUGAUGGA